UUUCAUGGCAGCCUACAGAGUAGCCACGCUUGUUUGUUAAUCUUCUAUUUUUUUCCCAUUAUAUUCAAGACAUAUCGGAUCAAUCGUUACAAAACAUGUCGGGACGUAAAAGCAACAAACUACCAAACAACUUGCCGCAGCUUCAGAAUCUCAUAAAGAGAGACCCGCCGUCUUAUGUCCAGGAGUUCACGCAGCAGUAUGAACACUAUCGAUCAAAUGUGCGGAUCUUCAGGCUGCAGCCUGACAAACCCAACAAGGAGCUGGCGGAGCUGGUCAUGUUUCUGUCUCAGGUUGCUCACUGUUACAAGCAGCAGCUACGUACAUUUCCUCAGGAGAUGUCUGAGUUGUUGAUGAGCUACCACACAGUCCUGGCGCCAGAGCUGCGGAUGACCUUCUGCAAAGCGCUGAUUCUCCUGAGGAACAAGGAUUUGAUCGACCCCACCAGCCUCCUGGAGCUUUUCUUUGAGCUGCUGCGAUGCCAUGACAAACUGCUCAGGAAGACGCUGUACACUCACAUUGUGGCAGACAUCAAGAACAUUAAUGCAAAACACAAGAACAACAAGGUCAACACGGUGUUGCAGAACUUCAUGUAUACGAUGCUGAGAGACAGUAAUCCCGUAGCUGGAAAGAUCUCUUUAGAUGUGAUGGUGGAGCUUUACAAUCGCAACAUAUGGAAUGACGCCAAAACAGUGAAUGUCAUUACAACAGCAUGCUUCUCCAAAGUUACCAAGAUUCUUGUCGCAGGCCUUAAGUUUUUCCUGGGCAAAGAUGAAGACGACAAAAACGAUAGUGACUCGGAGUCGGAGAAUGAGGGACCAUCAAUACGAGAUCUGAGGGUGAGGUUCAACACCGGGAAGAAAACUUCCAAAAACAAGAAGAAGCAUGAAAAGGCUAUGAAAGUCCUCAAGAAACACAAGAAAAAGAAGAAGGCAGAGGUUUUCAAUUUUUCUGCAAUUCACCUCAUUCAUGAUCCUCAAGAUUUCUCAGAGAAACUCUUGAAGCAGCUGGAGGACUCUAAGGAGCGUUUUGAGGUUAAGAUCAUGCUGAUGGAGCUCAUAUCCCGCCUGGUUGGCAUUCACGAGCUCUUCCUCUUCAAUUUCUACCCUUUCAUCCAGCGGUUUAUUCAGCCUCAUCAGAGAGAGGUGACAAAGAUUCUCCUGUGCAGCGCUCAGGGUUCCCACCAACUGGUCCCACCUGAGAUCAUUGAACCUGUGAUCAUGACCAUCGCCAACAACUUUGUGACGGACAGGAACUCUGGAGAGGUCAUGACUGUUGGUAUCAAUGCAAUUAAGGAGAUAACAGCACGUUGUCCACUGGCCCUCACUGAAGACCUGCUGCAGGACUUGGCCCAGUACAAGACCCAUAAAGACAAAAAUGUGAUGAUGUCUGCCAGAGGGCUGAUUCAGCUGUUCAGGAAUCUCAAUCCACGGAUGCUGCACAAAAGAGACAGGGGUAGACCCACGGAGGCAUCAACAGAGGCUAGAAUCAAAGGCUAUGGUGAGCUGGAGGCGAGAGAUUACAUCCCCGGGGCUGAAGUCCUGGAAGUGGAGGAGGAGAAGAAAGAUGAGGAAGACGAUGAAGGUGGCUGGGAGAGUGCUAGCAUUAGUGAUGACGACGAGGAUGGGGAAUGGGUGGAUGUCCACCACUCAUCCGACGAAGAUACAGGAGAAGUGGUGGAGAAACUUGAGAAAAUACCACCAGAAGAAAGAAAAGCCAAGGCAGCGGCGGUCAGCGGCAGCAGGCUCCUCACUCAAGAGGACUUCAAGAAAAUCCGUCUGGUUCAAAUGGCCAAGGAGGUCAACGCUGCUCCAGGAAAGGGCGCGAAGAGGAAAACCGUUGACAGUGACAACGAGGAUGACAAAGGGGAGCUGGUGACGCUGAGAAACAUCGAGAAACUUCACAAGAAACCCAAAGCAGAUAAGGAAUCACGACUGGCGACAGCGAUGGCGGGACGCACCGACAGGAAAGAUUUCAUCAAGAGGCAUUCCAAGCUGAACCCCCACGCCAGCACCAGCAACAAGGAGAAGAGGAGGAAGAAGAACUUCAUGAUGAUGAAACACAGUGAGAACGUCAGGUCUAAAGGGAAACGUUCCUUCAGAGAGAAACAGCUUGCAUUACGGGACGCCCUCCUGAAAAAGAAGAAGCAGUACAAAUAGGACACGCGUGUGCCUCGUCCUGGAUGUCAGACUGCCGUCACAACUACAAACUUUGACUAUGUCAAAAAUAUUUAGCAUCCAUUAAGUGACCUGUAAAACUUUUGCAUGUUAAUGGAUUUAAACAAAUUUCUUUGUAAGCAAGUGAACUGUAUACAUUUACGUUGUUUUGAAAUAAAUUUUUAAUAUUUGUGCAA
This is a messenger RNA of Cololabis saira (Pacific saury), 2350 nucleotides long. It is a transcript of the gene sdad1, whose product is annotated as SDA1 domain containing 1. Gene Ontology annotation, cellular component: nucleolus. The coding region runs from base 96 to 2156 and encodes 686 amino acids. Lineage: Eukaryota; Metazoa; Chordata; Actinopteri; Beloniformes; Belonidae. The transcript has 22 exons. The record is from RefSeq and is a predicted model, not a curated record. Gene Ontology annotation, biological process: ribosomal large subunit biogenesis; ribosomal large subunit export from nucleus.